GUCUCAAGCGGCUGACGGGACGUCAGGAUGUGAGCGCCGCAUUGACCGAGAUGAAGGAGGAGAAACGGCGAAUGGACAUGGAGCCUAAAGUCUCCAUCCUCCAGCUCUUCCGUUCCGGCAUCUACCGCCAGCCGCUGCUGAUCGCUGUGGUGCUGCAGCUGUCCCAGCAGCUGUCGGGCAUCAAUGCGGUCUUCUAUUACUCCACCGACAUCUUGACCAAAGCUGGCUUGGAGCAGCCCAUAUACGCGACUAUCGGGACGGGCGUGGUCAACACCGUCUUCACCGUCAUUUCGGUGUUCUUGGUCGAGCGGGCAGGAAGGCGGACGCUACACAUGGUGGGCUUAUUCGGAAUGGGGGUCUGUGCCCUUUUGAUGAUGACUUCGCUCCUCCUCCUGGAGGCGAUCGGUGCUUACGUCUUCCUCAUCUUCGCCAUCCUCCUCUUCAUCUUCUCCGCCUUCACCUACCUCAAGGUGCCCGAGACUCGGGGGCGCACCUUCGACGACAUCGCCACCGCAUUCCGACGCAACCGGUCGUUGUUGGAACACGAGUUCAAGCCUUACACGGAGCUGGAGGAGCUGGGUCAAGACGGCCACGAAUGA
Messenger RNA from Thamnophis sirtalis, 599 nucleotides. Lineage: Eukaryota; Metazoa; Chordata; Lepidosauria; Squamata; Natricidae. The record is from RefSeq and is a predicted model, not a curated record.